CGUCAUUGAUCGGCGCCGGAAAAACUUCCAGCCUUCGCGGCGGAUCGCGGGAUGUCUUUAGGCUAAAUUUGACGUGCGUGCACAAACUUGUAUCCGUUACCAGUGUGUGCCACCGCGGAUGGCCAGGGACCUGAUUGGACCGGCGCUGCCGCCUGGCUUCAAGGCCCGCGGGACAGCAGAGGACGAGGAGCGAGAUCCCAGCCCAGUUGCAGGACCAGCUCUGCCCCCUAAUUAUAAAAGUAGUAGUUCAGACUCAUCAGACAGCGAUGAGGACAGUAGUUCUUUGUAUGAAGAAGGAGAUCAAGAAUCCGAAGAAGAUGACACUGGUCCAACUGUAAGAAAGCAGAGGAGAAAUCAAGAUGACGAUGAUGAUGAUGGGUUUUUUGGACCAGCCCUUCCUCCUGGAUUUAAAAAGCAGGAUGAUUCUCCUCCAAGGCCUAUAAUAGGCCCUGCAUUGCCACCUGGUUUCAUUAAAUCUGCACAGAAAAGUGACAAGGGCAGAGACAAUCCAGGACAACAGGAAACAGAUAGCAGUGAAGAUGAGAACAUUGUUGGACCAAUGCCUGCAAAAGGACCAGUUAACUACAGUGUAACAACAGAGUUUGAAAAAAGGGCCCAAAGAAUGAAAGAAAAACUGACUAAAGGAGAUGAUGAUUCAUCUAAACCAAUUAUAAGAGAGUCGUGGAUGACAGAGCUUCCUCCGGAAAUGAAAGACUUUGGUCUUGGGCCAAGAACUUUUAAGAGAAGAGCUGAUGACAAAUCUGGAGAUCGAUCAGUCUGGACAGACACUCCAGCUGACAGGGAAAGGAAAGCUAAGGAAACACAAGAAGCAAGGAAGUCAUUCAAUAAGAAGGAUGAAGAACAUAUAUUGUCAGGAAGAGAUAAGAGAUUAGCUGAGCAGAUAUCCUCAUAUAAUGAAUCAAAAAGAUCAGAAUCUCUUAUGGACAUUCAUCAUAAAAAAUUAAAGAGUAAGGCUGCUGAAGAUAAGAAUAAGCCUCAAGAGAGAAUACCAUUUGACCGUGAUAAGGAUCUCAAGGUUAAUCGGUUUGAUGAAGCUCAGAAAAAAGCCCUAAUAAAGAAAUCUAGAGAACUAAACACCAGAUUUUCACAUGGCAAAGGCAAUAUGUUUUUAUAAGGGGAUUUCCCUGUGCAAUGAAGAAAAGUUGAAGAAUACUCUUGUCUGUCUGUCCACCUUUAUUCCUUUGUUUUGGACUUCUUAAGAUUAGAGAUUACUUUAAUCUUAGAAACUAUACAAACUUACCUUGCUCUGUGUGUCCUUUAAGGUCAUGUGGAAACAUAAAAUUAAUGUUAGUUAUGUAGAAUAGGAUGUUUUGUGUGCCUUUGGCUUCUGAGGAAGUAUGGUCUUUCCUUCAAAUAAUUAUUUUGAGGGUCCUCGUGAUCUUUGUGGUGUCUCACAAGUACCUUCUAAGUUCUGGUCAGGACUAUCCUCUGAAUCUCUACCACAGCCUGGACCUCCUCGUCAAAUAUACUUAACCUAUCCGAGAGUAAGUGUGUCGAAUCCUUGAAUUUGAGAUCGGUUGGUUUUUCCCUCUAACCUUCAGCCAGUGAAUACAAAUUUAUGUGAAAAUAGAGGGUGUGGAGUUUUGUCUGUUUUGUUACCAGUUGCUUGUGUUAGCACUCAGGGCUUUUUAUUUGUUUUGGGUUUCUUUUUAUAAGUCAAAAAGAGAGCUCUCUGGGGUAUCACAUAUGCUAAGGAAAAGCUUUUGAUUUUUCUAACUUUAAUAAUAAGUAUUUCUAGGGGAGGCAGU
Molecule: messenger RNA, 1769 nt
Organism: Propithecus coquereli (Coquerel's sifaka)
Lineage: Eukaryota; Metazoa; Chordata; Mammalia; Primates; Indriidae
Gene: GPALPP1
Product: GPALPP motifs containing 1
Exons: 9
Coding region: 119-1135 (338 amino acids)
Source: RefSeq, a predicted model, not a curated record